AUGCGGAGGCAAAAUGUGAAGGUGGACAAUGACGUGAUGAAGAAGGUCUUUGGGUUUAACUUAGUCGGCAAGCGAAGCAAACCGGCGGACUUUAACGCCAAGAAGACUUGGACAGAGCUUUCUCUUCAUACAUCUUGGGACUCACGCGGCAUGCUGAACGGGCUCAUUCAAGACUUAGGCACAGCCGUUGUACACAGAUUCAUAGGCUAUAACAUCACCGGGAAAAAGGAGGCGAACAAGACUCUCUGCAUGAGAUUGCACUUGACCGACCUCAUUCAGAACCGCACCACCCCUCGGGAGUAUACGAAGCGUAAGGCCUACGACACCUAUUUCAACAAACUCGAGGGAAUUGGUGCCUAA
Molecule: messenger RNA, 360 nt
Organism: Striga asiatica
Lineage: Eukaryota; Viridiplantae; Streptophyta; Magnoliopsida; Lamiales; Orobanchaceae
Source: the annotation of a GenBank genome assembly